Molecule: messenger RNA, 768 nt
Organism: Nelumbo nucifera (sacred lotus)
Lineage: Eukaryota; Viridiplantae; Streptophyta; Magnoliopsida; Proteales; Nelumbonaceae
Product: metallothionein-like protein 4B
Molecular function (GO): zinc ion binding
Source: RefSeq, a predicted model, not a curated record
AUAAUAUUUGUUGAGGUUAUUUUGCUUGUCCUUGCAUAUAUAUAUAAAACUGCUCCACCUUCAAAUACAGGAGGUCUACCCUCAAAUACAAGGGAGUAUCAGGAAGGAUUUUGCAUUCUAUGUAUGUGGUGGGGUUCUAAUCCCAAUCCCACCAUUAUUUCUAGCUGUAUAUACAACUAUACAAAUUUAUAAGGUGGUGGUAUGUAUAUGGAUUGGGAGGUGGAAAAGGUGUAGAAUUCAAAAAACCCUCACCCUGAAUCCACCACGUUGCCAUUGCCAUCAAGUUAAUGCCACGUUGAACUUUUUAUCCCAGAGCUGUUACACCUGUUGUAAGGCGUGUCAACAGCAGCAAUCUACACCACUAAAACGUGGCAAUUUGGACCAGUCCUAGCAGUGUUUUUUUAAAGACCAAAACGCUACGAGAGAGACGAAAGACAAAAAAAAAUGGCUGACAGAGGAGGAAACGCCGGAAGUUGUAACGACAGGUGCGGCUGCGCUUCUCCUUGCCCCGGUGGCCAUGCUUGCAGAUGUAGUUCCAGUGCAAGUGCGGGUGAGCGGGAGACACAGCAUAUGUGCUGCUCCUGCGGCGAACACUGCGGCUGCAACCCCUGCUCAUGCUCCAAAGCUGAAGUCUCUGGUUCUGGAAAGGCUUUCUGCAAGUGUGGUCAAGGUUGCACCUGUGUCACAUGUGCUUCCUGAUAACUGCCGAGACACCAGGGGAGAUGAGUUCCUAUUAAUACCCAGCACUAAGUAGGAGCUAGCAAGGAA